This is a messenger RNA of Mesorhabditis spiculigera, 5205 nucleotides long. Lineage: Eukaryota; Metazoa; Nematoda; Chromadorea; Rhabditida; Rhabditidae. The record is from the annotation of a GenBank genome assembly.
AUGCACACAUUUACGAAUUGGAUUAAUGAACAGCUCCGUGAAGCUGACUACAAAAUUUAUGAGCUGUCAAACGACCUGAGCGAUGGGGUCCUCCUGAUUCGACUGGUGGAAGUCCUGCAAAACCGAAUGUGCCCCGGAAAAGUGUUCAGCAAAGAUCCAACAGAAAUCCAAAUGCUGAUGAAUGUGCAAAUGGCACUGGAUGCAAUGCGGAGGGAUGGGAUUAAGCUUGUAAAUAUAGGAAGCCAUGACAUUGUUGAGGGGAACGCAAAGUUGAUCCUCGGAUUGGUGUGGAGUUUGAUUCAACGGUACCAAAUCGCCUCAAAAACAAAAAUUCCUCCAAAAAAGCUGAUGAUGGCUUGGAUUCAGUCCGUCCUGCCACAAUUGAAAAUCACAAAUUUUCGCUCAAAUUGGAACAAUGGGGUGGCAUUGUCGGCAUUAUUGGAAUAUUGCCAGCCAGGGUUAUGCCCAGAAUGGAGCCGUUUGGAUCCGGAGCAAGAGGAAGAGAAUUGCGAACGGGCGCUGGGCCUUGCCGAGCGAUACCUUGGGAUACCAUCUAUAAUUUCUGCGGCCCACCUGUGUUCGCCGGAUCUCGAUGAGCUGUCUUGCAUUACAUAUUUGUCGUAUUUUGUCAAGAAGGGCUCCCCGGGGUAUCGGUCGACGAUGAACCGGGUGCAACAGUUAAUCGGUUCCGAAUCGAUAGUUGAAGAUUUUUCGGCUUCAUGGUGCGACGGGUAUAUCCUAUGUUUACUGGUUGAAUCAGUCGGCGGGCAAGUGCCUGAGAUUGACCAGAUGCAAUACGACGAUUAUCAUAGCUGGGUUCAUAAUGUGAAAUGCGCUCUCGAAGCAGCUGCCGAUCUGGGUGUUGGCUCGUUAGUAGGAGCUGAAGAUAUAGCUGAUGCUCAAGGAGAACAUUUAGGCAUCAUGGCAUUAGCAGCGGCGCUGUGCACCGUUGGCCCAACCGCCUCUUUUCCCACUACUCAAUGCUAUACGAACCAACAAGUCAAUCUCGACCUGGCAUUUGCGGAUGGAGGUGAGGUCAGAACCGAGGAAUUGGAGAUCGAAGUGCUCGAUCCAUCGGGAGUACGGUUGGAUCCGGAGGAGCUUCAAGUCCGGAAGAGCCGUACAGUUCAAGGAGCUGUGCUUUCUUUGGUGCCGAUCCAGGCUGGCUAUCAUCAGAUCCGGAUUUUGUGCCAAGGCAUCGAGCUCCCGUCGAGCCCGGUUUCCCUGCAAGUCCUCUCACCGGAAGCUACCAGGGAACCUCCGACUCCCCAAGCACCAAUACGCCGCACCCUUAGCUUCACCAAGAGGGCGAGCCCCAACGAGGAGGUGGCCAUCGAGAAUCAGUCAUUCGCCAAGAGACGAGCCGAGAUUGUGAAGAAGUUGGAGGAGCAGAGGGAGAGUGCCGUUCGCAUCGAAAAGAAACAACGAGAGCAAAAGGAGCGACUUGAGAAGACUCGCCACAGUUACCGCGAGAGAUCUCCCGAGCCUGACUACACGCAAUAUCAAGAAACUGAGGAAAUUUCGUACCGUGAAACGAUCACCCGGAACGAGAGGCCAUAUUCAUACGGGCAAACGGAGCGUGAGAUCAAGAGGAUGAGUCGUACUCGGACUGUAUCGGAUGUGGGUCUCAUUUCAUUUUCCGGGCUGACAGAACCAUGCGUCGUCGGAUCGAUCGUAGAAGUUGUGAUUAAUGCACACGGCGAUGCUUCGAGGGGUGAAGUGAAAGUCCAGGCCGAAUCACCAACAUCUCGUAUUAUGAAGUGCCCCGUAGAGCGUAGCGGUACCUCUUACGCGGCCACUUUCAACCCGGACGAAGUCGGUACCUGGCGAAUUGGGAUCAUCUACGACGAGGCACAUAUUCAGGGGUCACCCUUUGAUUGCCAGGUCUACGACCCGAACCUGGUGAACGUCUACGGGCUUGACGUCGGGCUCGUCGGGCAGGAGCUCCGUUUUUCGAUUGAUUCUUCGGCAGCUGGGUUGGGCGAGGUCGAGGUCUCCGUCCUCCGCCACGGCCGACAUAUUCCGGCCGCCCUCGAAAGACAAGGUUAUCAGGAGGUAUACACGGCAAUUUUCACACCUGACGGGGCUGGACAAUAUAAGAUCCACGUGUUGUUCAACAAAAUGGAUGUGAAAGGCUCGCCUUUCCUCCUCGAUAUCGCUGAUGCAAGCUCGGUGUCGGUGUACGGCGAAAAUCUUCGGAUGGCUUCCGUCGGACGUGGCGCCAGUUUCAGCGUUCAUGCCGUUGGAGCACAAACCAAGGAUAUCAGUGUCCAGAUCACAGAUCCAACCGGGGCAACUAAAUUUGGCCGUGUAUCUCCGGUAGAUGAUGGAACCUUCAGGGUAGAAUGGAAACCAACGGAAGCAGGGGAACAUUCCGUUGAUGUAAAGCUCUACGGCCAGAGUGUAUACGAAGGCCCAUUUGUAUGCAAUGUUGGAGACCCAGAACGAGUUGCUGUCCGCUCCAUGCCGCGCCGAAUCCGCGAAUCCGACAUCCAGAACGAUUUGUCCUUCGAAAUCGACGCCUCGGCGGCCGGAUCGGGGAAUCUCGAGAUCAUGAUCAAUGGAGGCCGCGUUCCAUGCAGGGUGCGCGAUCUCGGCUCCCGUCAAUAUCUGGCGCUGUUUACCCCGACCGAGCCCAUCACUCACACCGUCGAGAUGCGGUUUAACGGAGAGAGUGUUCGCGGUUCGCCGUGGCGGGUGGAAGCCGAUGGGGAUCGGGGCACGCUCAACCGGAAAGCCCACCCGAAUCGGGCAAUGUCAUACUACUCCGAAUUGACGGGCAUCGGGCUGGUCCGAGCGGCGGUGGAUAAAGUAUCCAGCUUUGAGAUCGCUGGCGAGGGGCUUGAAUUGGGAGAUAUUGAAGCCAAAAUCACAGGGCCUGAUGGGCGUGAGCUGCCAAUAAAAAUCUUGCCAAGAGGUUCUGGAAAGUUUCGAGUGGAAUAUCGAGUGGAGAAGGUCGGUGAACACCAGAUGAACGUCUGGAUUGCCGGAAGGAAAGUCGAUGAGUGCCCGCUUUCUGUAGCUGGCUACUCAGCCGACAAAGUUCGACUCGAACCACUUGGCGGUGGAGAACCCGGGAAGCCCGUGCAGUUUGUUGUUGAUGCCGUCGAUGCGGGCAAGGGACAACUCGAGAUUUCCGUCAACCAGGGCCGUGUGCCGAACAAUGUGCAGAUGCAGGGGGCUGGCAGAUGCCUCGUCACCUUCAUUCCACAACAUCCUGGCACCUAUGUGAUCGACGUGACCUUUAACGGGGAAGCUGUCCACGGAUGCCCCAUCAAGGUCGACAUCCUACCAAAACAAGUCGGCUCAACAGUGCAGGCCCCGUUAGCCGGCUACUCGUCACUGUCGCCUAGUUCCCCAACCAGGACGACCUUCAAUACAGGCAAGUCCGAUCGUCCAGUAGCCAUCUGUUGUAUCGCUGGCGGCUAUUCAGCACGCAGCCCAACUGGCCCAACCUCCCCUACAUCACCUACACUCCUCCGCCAAACAAGGACACGAUCAGCUGAGCCGUAUUCCCAAGACUUGCGAAGCGCCUCCCUGAUCAAGGAUGUUGGAUCGCCGCGUAGCCGCUUCGAACGGCAAGAGGACCGCCCCGGAAAACCCUGGGAGAAGAGCUAUGCCCCUACCGGUCGCGUGUCCCACUCGUACUCUCCGCAUCGCGAGGUCAACAACUCGUAUUCGUCCACGCUUGAAAGGGAAAAAGCCGGUUUCGACUCACCACGUCAAGGAUGGGCCGAAGGAAUCACCGGACAGAGCCCAGCACAUAGGGGCGACUCGCGCCCUGACUCCACUGAUCCCACCUCUGCCCAUGGCAGCAUCCUGAAGCGAUCCGACUCCCCGAAGUCAACCUCUCCUCGAUCAGCCUACUUGGAGCAAGGUUCCUCUUCUAUCCUGGCCAGCCAUCGUCGUGGAUCUGGAUCCUAUGUGGAACAUCCUACCAACAUCGGAUCGACUGAGAGGAUACGCCGAAUUGAGCAGGUAGAACCUUACGCAGAGGAGCGUGUUCGUAUCCCACCGGUUGACUACGAAAGGGAAUCCGGAAAAAUCGGCUACACCGUAGCUCAAUAUGGAGAACCAGGCACUGUUGAAAAGCCGAGAGGUCGCGAAUCGCCCGUCGAGCACGACUACGGACAGUUCCCUCUCAGAACAAGGGACUACGAAGAACAACAGACCCAAUCCCAACAGCACUACGAAUCACACCGAUCUGAGUCUCCGGUUUAUGCCUCCGCUUAUGAACGCUACGAAAGAAAGGAAAGCCCAGAACGGUCAGCCGAACCGGUAUACGGUCACUACGAGCGGCAACGUCCGCAUUCUCCGCCAAGAGAUUUCGAAGAAACAACAGUCACUUCUACCGGAGAUGAAGGCCGCUCGCCAUUUUACACGAGCUAUGAGCACGAAGAGCGCACAUUCCGUGGAACCUCGCCUACAUAUGGACGAACUCAUGAACGUUCUUCCGGAACUUAUGGGCCCAGAGGCAAGAUUUUCGAGGAGAAGACCACCGAUAGGAUGGUCUCACCAACCAGAGGCCAUUACGACUCGUACCCUGCUCCGGAUUAUACGACCGAAACGACAACCACGAGGACAACUUCUUAUUCGAUGUCGCCGACACACCAACCUGCACAUGUUACCCACACCGAAAGUGACGAAGAUCGUCCAUUUGCCAAGACGGCAGACACCGAGAAAAAGAACUCCGCCCAAAGCUUCACCAGAACGCAGUCGGAAAUCAUCAAGGAUGCUUCCGCUCCAUCGGGCCUUCGAAGAACCGAAGAAACCGAACAUAUUUACGAUUCUAAGCAACAACAGCCGCGCCUAUCAAGAACUUCUGAAUCGGACGAGGUCGACCACGCUAAAAGGGAGGCGGAACUUGAGCGUAUUCGGAGGGAGGACGAGAAAAUCCUGUCCCGCCACGGACUUUUGCAUGAGGAGAGGAGAGCGGAGCCGGUGGUGGAGAUGCGGCCAGAACGUGACAUCCAAACCCAACGGCCACCUUCCACCGAGCAUAAGCGGGAGCAGUUCCAAAAAUCGCAUGAAAUUAGGUCGGAUGAUAGCAUGCUGCACAAGAGCUUCCACGAAGCGCAUGAUUCUGUGGCUUCGGUCGACUACCCACAUGAGCCCGUUUCCGAUUACGGAGACGUGGUGGAGGUAGCUGGAGAUCGUCACGAGUUUACUACCGGGCAACAUCUGGUUGGUUUUCUAUUUGGCAGU